AUGAGAAACUAUUACUAGCCGUUGUGGAUAUAUUUCUCAACGUUCGAAUUACUAGAAACCGACGUCGUUUCGUCACAGACACUUGGUUUAAAAUCAACAACACAGUCCCCACCUUUCUCUCAUCUCUGUAUUCAUUUCCAUUACUUCUCCCCAAACCCUAAACGAAAAUCAAUCGCUACUCUCUCUCUCUUAUGGCUACCAUUAACGUCCACACUGAAGCUGGUCAAGACAACAUUGCUCCCUCAAAGCAAUCUCUUCCUCCGCCUAAAUCCGUUGAUUCUCAAUCUGUUCUCAGAAGGUUGCAGUCUGAAUUGAUGGCUUUGAUGAUGGGUGGAGAUUCUGGUAUAUCUGCGUUCCCUGAGGAGGAUAAUAUAUUGUGUUGGAAAGGAACAAUAACAGGAAGCAAAGAAACUGUAUUUGAGGGAACAGAAUAUAAACUCUCUCUUUCAUUUCCCAAUGAGUAUCCUUUUAAGGCUCCCAAGGUCAAAUUUGAUACCACCUGCUUCCACCCCAAUGUAGAUUUGCAUGGCAAUAUUUGCUUAGAUAUUCUUCAGGAUAAAUGGUCAUCUGCCUAUGAUGUAAGAACCAUUCUUCUAUCAAUUCAAAGCCUGCUAGGAGAGCCAAACAUUAGCUCGCCGUUAAAUCCACAAGCUGCACAGCUUUGGAGCAAUCAAGAAGAAUACAGGAAGAUGGUGGAGAAGUACAAGUCUCCUGCGGCUUAACUUUGAUCUCAGAGUUCAUUGAUUUAUGAUUCUCUCUGUCUGGCUGGUUUGCUUUGGAGUUUGGAAAAGAGAAGGGAUGAAAUUUUUAAAGCUGUUCCAUCCUUUCCUUUUGGACUUUCAAAUGAGGCUUCUAAAUUUUCUAUACAUGAAUGAUUGUUGUAUCUCUCUUUUGUUGACAUUUUUAGUUAAAAGCAAAACAUUGUUGCAGAUUAGUUUAUUCUUUUUGGAUCUUUGGAGAGGGUGCAAUGUAAUGUACAAGAUUAUCAGUUUCAACAAUGGAAUUUGGUUUCCUUUUA
Lathyrus oleraceus (garden pea) is the source of this 1018-nucleotide messenger RNA. Its product is annotated as ubiquitin-conjugating enzyme E2 19. Bases 192 to 722 code for a protein of 176 amino acids. NCBI's taxonomy places the organism in Eukaryota, Viridiplantae, Streptophyta, Magnoliopsida, Fabales, Fabaceae. The transcript is spliced from 6 exons. The record is from RefSeq and is a predicted model, not a curated record.